Molecule: messenger RNA, 6464 nt
Organism: Astyanax mexicanus (Mexican tetra)
Lineage: Eukaryota; Metazoa; Chordata; Actinopteri; Characiformes; Acestrorhamphidae
Gene: pcsk5a
Product: proprotein convertase subtilisin/kexin type 5a
Exons: 37
Coding region: 330-5945 (1871 amino acids)
Biological process (GO): peptide hormone processing
Cellular component (GO): Golgi membrane; trans-Golgi network
Molecular function (GO): serine-type endopeptidase activity
Source: RefSeq, a predicted model, not a curated record
ACUGUGUUUUUGGAGAACGUUUGGUUGGUGUAAGUCCUUCCUGUCUUGAAUGGCCUGUUGACCUGAUGGAAAAGCAUCUCUCUCCCACAAACCGGUAACCUGAGACUGACUGCAGGCAACAGAUGCCGAGGAGCCAUCAAGGAGCAGAACUCCACAUUCAACACAUUCAAAGCAGGUCCACGGGGAGCCGUUCUGAAACUUCGUUUUCGAAACUCUAUCUUUGUUUAGAAUGUUCUCAACGACAGUCUUUUCUGCCAUGUGAAGUGAGCUAAGAAAGCAGGGCACUUAAAGGUGGAGCGAGGGUCAGAAGAGCACACCAUCCAGCCAAGAUGAUGAUGGGAGCAAGCCCACCUGGAGCACUUGUUCGAUAUGCGAUUUUUCUUGGAUUUAUGUUCCAUCCCUGCCACAUGCGACUGUUCACCAAUCGCUGGGCAGUCAGAAUAAGGGGAGGCCAAGAAAAUGCUGAUUUGAUUGCAGAGAAAUAUGGAUUUUUAAAUAUGGGUCAGAUUGGUGGACUGAAGGACCACUACAACUUCCUGCACCCGGGAGGCAUGAAGCGCUCCACCGUAGAGAGCCGAGGGAACCACAGCCUGAUCUCAACGGAAAGCGAGGUGGAGUGGAUCCAGCAGCAGAUGGUUCAUAGGAGGGUGAAAAGGACUGAGAGAGCCAGUCAGACUCAUUCAACCCUCUUUAAUGACCCCAAGUGGAGCAGCAUGUGGUACAUUCACUGCGAUCACAACUGCUUGACCGAUAUGAACAUUAAGGCAGUGUGGAGAAGAGGUUACACAGGGAACGGAGUGGUGGUCUCUAUUCUGGAUGAUGGUGUGGAGAGACUACACCCUGAUCUGAAGCAGAACUAUGAUGCUCGAGCCAGCCAUGAUGUUAAUGGAAAUGAUUCUGACCCCACACCACGAUAUGAUGCUACAAAUGAAAACAAGCAUGGGACGAGAUGUGCUGGAGUGGUAGCUGCUGCUGCUAACAACUCACUCUGCAUGGUUGGAAUUGCCUACAAUGCCAGGAUAGGUGGUGUGCGGAUGCUGGAUGGAGACAUGACGGACAUGGUGGAGGCCCAGUCGCUGAGCUUGAGACAGCAGUACAUUGACAUCUACAGCUCUAGCUGGGGGCCAGAUGAUGAUGGCAAAACAGUGGAUGGUCCUGGACCCCUUGCUCGCCUUGCUUUAGAAAACGGCAUACGCAAAGGAAGGAAGGGGCGUGGCUCCAUCUUUGUAUGGGCAUCAGGCAAUGGGGGACAAAGAAAGGACCACUGCUCAUGUGAUGGAUACACCAACAGCAUCUUCACCAUCUCCCUGGGCAGCACCACCCAGAGUGGCCGCAAGCCCUGGUACCUGGAGGAAUGCUCCUCCACUUUAGCCACCACCUACAGCAGCGGGGAAAGCCAAGGCCUGGGCAUCGUGACGACUGAUCUGAGGCAACGCUGUACUGAUGAGCACUCUGGUACCUCAGCCUCGGCUCCCAUAGCUGCUGGAAUCAUUGCCCUGACCCUGGAGGCAAAUCCUUUGCUGACCUGGAGGGAUGUGCAGCACAUCAUUGUGAAAACAUCACGCCGAGGUCACCUCAGUGCCCCUGAUUGGCAGAGCAAUGGAGCUGGAUAUGAUGUUAGUCAUCUGUAUGGGUUUGGGCUGAUGGACGCCGAGGCAAUGGUGAAAGAGGCAGAGACCUGGCGAGAGGUUCCUACUCAACAUGUGUGUGAAGAAAGGACUGUUCAGAAUGCAAGAGUCAUUAGUCCAGAGAAAGUGUUGAGGUUACUCUACAAAUCCUCAGGCUGCUCUGCCCAGCGUACCCAGCAUGUGGCUUAUGUGGAGCAUGUGAUCAUACGGGUCACCAUCACACACCCACGCCGUGGAGACUUGUCCAUAGCCCUCACCUCCCCAGCCGGCACCAAAUCUCAGCUUCUUGCUCUGCGGCCUAAUGACCACUCUACGGGUGGCUUUGUGAAAUGGGAGUUCAUGACCACACACUGCUGGGGUGAGAAAGCAGCAGGAGACUGGAUCCUGGAAAUCAGAGACUCCCCAUCCCUAAAGAGGAACACUCGACCUGGGAAACUGAUGGAAUGGGCUUUGGUGUUUUAUGGCACCUCCAGCCACCCAUAUCAGCGACACGAGCAGCCCCGCUCAGCGGAGAUGUCCCCCGAUGAUGACAAUACUGAGGAAUACAACAGUUCUUGUGACCCAGAAUGCAGUGAAGAUGGCUGUGAGGGUCCAGGUCCACAUCAGUGUGUUUCCUGCUUGCACUAUUUUUUAAAAUUCAAGAAUGGCACCAGGACAUGUGUGUCUCGUUGCCCACAGGGCUUUUGGGGUGACAGGAAGCGCUGUAAAAAAUGCUACUCUUCCUGUACAACAUGUACAGGCAGCCGUAGUGACCAGUGCACAUCCUGCAAGCCUGGACACCACUUGGACUUGGAGAACGGCAGCUGUGUGACCAGUUGUGGGGAUGGGUCCUACAUUGACCAUGAGGAGAACAUGUGCAGAAAAUGCAGUGAGAACUGUGAGAAGUGCACCUCAUCCAGUAUUUGCACAGAAUGUACAGAAGGCACAAGCCUGGUUGGAAACAAGUGCCAGAAGAGUUGUGAGGAUGGUACCUUCUAUAGUGAGCAGAGUGAUGAGUGUGAGCCAUGCCAUGAAGCCUGUGCCACCUGUGCAGCUGCAGGUCUAGAGUCAUGUAACCGCUGCGCUGAUGAAUAUCUGAUGGAGGACUGGAUGUGUGUGACAUCCUGCAGACAGGGGUUUUACCCUACACAGUCUCGGAUGGACAACACAGGACAGACACAGGGCUUCUGCAGGAGGUGUGAUACCAGCUGUCUAGCCUGUGUUGGUCCAGGUAAAGGUAACUGCAGUGAGUGUGUGGAUGGACACACGCUGCAGGAUGGAGUGUGUGUGCUGAGUCAUGACUGCAGUGAUGGAGAGUACCAGGAUGAGGGGGGGAACUGCCGUGCAUGUGAUACCACCUGUUAUAAGUGCAAAGGACCAAAAGAGGAGGACUGCAUUGGUUGCCCAGCCUCCCGCUGGUUAGAUGAGGGUCGUUGCACAGCGCGCUGCUCAGAGGGAAAGUACCAGUCUAAUGGGCAGUGUCAAGUGUGUGACCACACCUGUGCAGAUUGUGUGGAUGCUGGUCCUGCUAACUGCACCAGCUGUGACAAAGAUAAGUUUGGAGUGGAUCGGUACCUGCAUGGUGGAAAUUGUGUGGCUGCCUGUCCCGAGGCUCACUUCCACACUGUGCUAAAGACCUGUGAGCCAUGUCAGGAGCACUGCAGGCUGUGCACCUCUGCCACACACUGCCUCAAAUGCAACAGCUCGUACUACCUCAGCCAAGGAACCUGCACUCCCCUCGAGUGUGGAGAGGGAGAGGUUGAAGACCCUGAGUAUGAUGACUGUAUGGCAUGUGAAGAAGGCUGCAAAAAAUGUGUCCUUUAUAACCCCAAACACUGCCUGUCCUGCACUGAAGGCUACUAUAAGUAUGAAGACGGCUGCUUUAAACACUGUCCUGCCAAGACAUAUCCUGUAGAGGAGACAAUGGGCUGUGUGGCCUGCGAUCCUGACUGUGUCAGCUGUGAUGAAGAUGAGUGCUACUGGUGCGAGACUGACCUGUUCUUAUCAGAUGGGAAGUGUGUACCAGAGUGUCCAGAAGGUUUUUACGGUGAUGAGGACACUCAGGAGUGUGAGGAGUGUCAUGCGGACUGCCAGACCUGCAGUGGACCAGGAGAUGAUGAGUGUGUCAUCUGCCACGAAAGCCUGGUUCUGGCAAGUGGAGAGUGUGUGGCUGAGCAGGACAUAUGUCCUGCUAAAACCUACGUCUCUGAUGAUGGUGAGUGUGAGUCAUGCCAUUCUUCUUGUGAGACCUGCUGGGGCAGGCUGAAGAAUCAGUGCAACACCUGCAUCACAGGGCGGUAUCUGACCACUGAGCAGCUGUGUGUCACACGCUGCCCAGUGGGCAGUUUUGGCAACAAGGAAAGUGGACAGUGUGAGGCAUGCCCACAGGGCUGCUCCCAGUGCCAGGAUGGGCAGCGCUGCACUCGCUGCUUAUCAACUCGCAAGAAUGCCCUCUACCUGCAGAGUGGACAGUGUGUGCAGCAGUGCUCCAGAGGCUACCCUGCAGGACUGGUGUGUAAGAGCUGUGCACCAGGCUGUGCAUCGUGUGAGCACAACGCCACAAACUGUCUCAGCUGUCAGCAGCCCUUACUUCUCCACAAACACCAGUGUGUGCAGUCAUGCCCACCUGCACACACUCAGCGGAGUGGGGAGUGUGUGCAGUGCCCACAGGCCUGUCUCCUGUGCUCAGAGGAAGGCCAGUGUACAAAGUGUGAAGAGACUGCUUUCCUACAUGAGGGGGAGUGUGUAACAGCAUGCCCUGAAGGAUUUUUUAAGGACACAGAGCAAGGAGUGUGUGUGCGCUGUCACUCAGACUGCGAACUCUGUGACGGGCCAGGUCCUGACGACUGUCAGACCUGCGCCGAUUCCAGUAACAUCCUCCACAAUGGAGCAUGUGUGUCAUCCUGCCCCUCACACACUUACAGGGACAGCAGAUCUGGGGAGUGCAUGGUGUGUCACAGCACCUGUCGGACCUGCUCGGGUCCACUGGACACUGACUGCACCAGCUGCUCCGAAGACCUCAGGACAGACAGCCACGGGCGCUGUACCACACCUACUACCUGCCCCUCGCACCACUACAGUGACCGUGAGGGUGAAUGCCACCUGUGCCACAAGCACUGCAAUCAGUGCUCUGGUCCAGACCACAGCCAGUGCCUCAGCUGCUACCCAAACCACUACCUGCUCAACGGUACGUGUGUAGAUGAGUGUCCCACAGGCUUCUUUAGAGGGGAGACUCUGUGGUGUGAGCCAUGCCAUCCCAACUGUCUGAGCUGCAUAGGCAGACACAGUCACGAGUGCCUGAGCUGCAGGGAUCAUCUCUACAGAGAGGGAAAGGAGUGUGUGGAGUCCUGCCGGCCUGGUCACUAUGCCAGCACAGACUCCAGGGUGUGUGAGCGCUGUCAGGAGAGCUGUGCUGAGUGUGUGCGAGGCGGUGCUGAGGGUUGUGUGAGCUGCAGGGAAGGCUUGCUGUUGGUGAGGGAGCAGGGCCGCUGUGUGUCCUCCUGCCCCUUCCAGCACUACCGUGACACACAGCACCGGAACUGCGAGCUCUGCCACCACACCUGCAGAAACUGUACAGGUAAAGGAAUGCUGGACUGCAGCUCGUGCAGUCCUGGAUACACACUCUCAGAGGGAGCUUGUGAUUCGCUCUGUGGCAUGGGGGAGUAUGUUGUAUCUGAGGAUCAGAGUUAUAACUGUGCAGUCUGUGAUGAGUCGUGUUUGGAGUGUAAAGGACCCGGGCCACACAGCUGCACGAUUUGCUCUACAGAGUCCAUUCUGACCAUCGAAGGGCGCUGUCUGCCCUGCUGUAGGAACGAGCAUGAUGAAGAUUCUAGAGUAGAGGAACAGGAGUGCUGUAACUGUACACAGUCCAGAGGCAAGUGUGUCCUCAGCUCAAACUCUGCUCUGCAUGACCCUGAGGAAGAGGAGUACCCAGGCAACCUGGCACUCUUCAUCACCGCCUCCAUCCUGCUGGUGCUGGCUCUGGUCGCCAUAGUUAUGCUCAUCAGACGCUCCUCCAAACGACCAAGGCCUGACACCGCUGUGGCCCGGGGUUAUGAGAAGCUGGGCCACAGCAGCGGUAAGGAUAGCUAUCGUGGAGGCUUGACGUCGUCCUCUUCUACCUAUGGUGGCCAGGCCGGCUCCAGCUCAGGACACUUUAAUGAGAAUCAGCUUGUGGACCUCGGGGACGGGCCGGCGGACGAUGAGGAUGAUGAAGAUGAAGAUAUUGUGUACAUGGGGCAGGACGGCACGGUUUACCGCAAGUUCCGCUAUGGACAACUGGGUGAGGAGCAGGAGGACGAGCUGGAAUAUGAUGAUGAGAGCUAUAAUUUUAAAUAGUCUGAGAAGAUUUUCUGAAACAUGACAAAAGUGCUUCACCGAUACAUGACUGAAUGUCCAAGUUGCAUCAAGGUGACACUAAAACACAGGGGUAGCUUGCUAUGAUUUAUUGAACCUGCAGCCAUAUAGGUCAGUGUGUAUGAUAAAACCAUAAGUUUAAUGUUAUAUUUUACUGUUUAAGACAUUACUACUGAGGAACAAAGCUGUUUUGGCAACUUGACCAGGUGUUUACAACUAAUUUAUCACAAUGAAUUCAACAGUUUCAGCAUUUACAACUCAUACUGUUCUGUGCUGUAAUUGCUGACUUUGACUUAUAUGUCCUUAUUUCAUCACCUUUACUCUAUUUGCUUUCUGUGAUAUUUUGAUUGUGUGAAUCAAUGCAUUUUGCUCAAGCAACACUUUAAACCUGUGCCUGUGCAGCAUUACAUAUUUAAGGGCGAAAAAUUCACAUUGUUUGUUUGUCACUGAUUUGGUGUGAAAGUGUGUCUGUUCCACUCAUUUUAAUAAAAGUGGAAUAAA